AUGGUUUCUGGCCCAAUACGAGAGAAGGAGCUGCCAAAGGAGUCGAAGAGGGCGAACGUUUCGACACUCGGAGUGGCCGGAAGUGGAAGUUUGACGUCCCCAACCGGGGAGCAAGGUGGAGUGUAUCUUACUGCUGACACCAGAAUUUCGUUCGAUGCCAUUGAGAAGUUUUGCCUGUCUGCCGGGACGCUUUGCCCACCGGGCCUGCCAGGAGGCGACGGCCCGACCGGCCCCGUCGGCCCCGUCGGACCCGUCGGUCCUGUCGGUCCUCGCGGCGAUCGAGGACUACCCGGAUCGCCAGGAGUCCAAGGACCCGAAGGUCCUCGCGGCUUACCGGGAUUGCCGGGCGAGAGAGGAGAGAAGGGCGAGCCGGGGCUGGACGGCCGGGACGGGAUUCCGGGGGAACCGGGAUUGGACGGGGUUCCCGGGCGCAGCGGCUCGGACGGUCUCCCCGGGAGAGACGGGAUUCCUGGCUUCAACGGCACACCCGGCAGUCCUGGGCGCAACGGGACCGAUGGAAGUCCUGGAACGCCAGGACCACCUGGACCCAUGGGACCUCCAGGACCAACAGGGAGUCCUGGACCAAGGGGGCGACUCGGGAACCGGGGGCAGGAUGGCACACCUGGAACUCCUGGGAUACUCGCUUGGAAUUAUAAAUACAAGUCCAAUGAAUCCGGAAGUCAGCUAGAGAGCGAAACUUUGCUCGUACCACCUUCCAUACUAGGAAGCGGACAGCCGAGAGAACUGAUCUCGGUCUCGGAAGGUGCGAACGUGCGUCUGAGUUGUUCCGCCAGUGGGAAUCCUCGACCGGAGAUCCAGUGGUCCAAAAGCGACGGCCUGGCGAUUCCGAUGGGCGCCUGGCACGUGUCAUCUAUCCUCGGCCAUGCCUUGAACAUCACCGUGGUGAACAGACAACACAUGGGGGACUAUAUUUGCACCGCCAAUAACGGCGUGCCGCCAAGUGCCAGACAGAAAUUCAAGCUCGAGGUGCACUUUGCUCCAUUUAUCAAGAUUCGAAGUCAGAUGAUUCACGUGAGAAAUUUCGGCACCGCGCUACUCGAGUGCGAGGUCGAGGCCUUCCCAGAGCCGGCCACUUACUGGGAGCGCGGGGACGAUCGUCGGGUCGAAAAAUCGGAGAAACAUCAUAUCUUCGUCGACGACCGACGAGAUCGUUACAAGUUAAAAAUGAUCCUGAACAUCACCAGAGUGGAGGUGGCGGAUCACGGGGUUUACCGCUGCGUCGCGAGGAACAACAUCGCCACCACGAAGGGGGUCUUCGUGGUGAACGGGAUCGGAAAGGCUCAUGACAGGAAAGGAGACGCGAUGGGUACCGCGCAUCAGCAGUACAUCGUCUUCGGAGAACGAGCUCCUCCCUUGGUGGACGUCGACGAUUUGUGUCCUCCUCCCCCGAGGUGCAAGACCUGUCCCAGUGUUAAGUGUCCUUACCCGGACUAUGGAGAGAGGUUCGAUAUUCAACCCCUGAAGGGAACCAACUAUACCGGCUUGCCACCUCGCAUGGCUGAGGGUGUCCUGGAGAUCCUCGGGAAGCCCGUCUUCAAGGGGCGGAUGGACGACAUCUACGGGGCGUGGAUGCACGACGCGGCUCCGCGUUCGGAAUCCGCUGCGGAAAAGCUCUGGGUGACUCGCUCAGCCAACUCGUCCUACAUCUUCGAGUACGACAGAAAGGAGGACUUCGACUCCGGGAGGUCGCGAAACGUGUCGCUGCCCUCGCCCUUUAAGGGAAACGGCCACGUCGUUUACAACGGCUUCUUCUUUUACAAUCCGGUGAACCGACCCUCCAUAUUUCGAUUCGACCUCCAAUUCCAAGGGAUCGGCAACUUUAUGGCCAACCGGAAGGAACUCGUGCUUCCUGGCUUGGUGAUCAAUUCCAGCAGCUAUCUGUACACGCCUGAUCACAAUUACAAAUUCGUCGACUUCGACGUCGAUGAGAACGGCUUGUGGGUGAUUUACGGUUUACCGUCAAACAAUACGGUCGUGAUGAAGGUGGACGUCAGUACCAUGACGCCGCAAUACGCCUGGAAUAUCAGCGUCGAUCAUCAUACGGUUGGGGAGAUGUUCAUCGCUUGUGGAGUGCUGUACGCCGUUCGGAAUGUUACCGAGGACAACAUCAAAAUAAGAUUCGCCCUCGACUUGUACAAAAACACGUUUCUCGACGUUCGCCUGUCGUUCACGAACCCAUAUAAGAAGAUCACGAUGAUUGGUUACAAUCCCAGAGUAAAGGAACUUUACACCUGGGAUAAGGGAAGUCAGCUGGCAUAUCCGGUGAGAUAUCAGGGGACCGGUUACAACGUAACCAGAGAAAAUGUUAAGGACGACGGUAUGGCCGAGGUUGUCACCGAUUACGGCUUAUACAACAAUCGAUCGCGAUAUCACCUGACUUAAAGCGAAGAUUCGCCGCGACGUAAACGCGUCGUUGAAUUUUUUUCUCGAUGAUGUAAGAAAGAGUCGGCCCGGUCGUUUUCCGUCGUAGAAAAUCGGGGACAACUCUGCGUGUACACCUGGAAGUAUCAAAGCUCGGACAGCUCGAAAUGGUCGACAAUUAGUUAAUGGUCGAGAAUUAUUUAGAGGAGCUUUGAGAACUGCGGCGAGGAGACUUGGACUUUUGAGUAUUUGUUGCUACACGGCCAACUUAAUUGGGGCUUAUGUCAUUUCCUUGCGUCUAUACAGGUGUACGCGUAAGGUUUACGAGGUUGGACAUUUUUCUUUCUACUUCCUAAGUACUCGGCGAGAGAGAAAAAUCGAAGACCUCCGCAAGACUCAAGAAGUACUUGAAUUAUUUUUUUUUACCUAGUAAGACUCCUCGCAAGGGUCGGACGUAUUGAUAAAUGCCGUUUCUUAUUCAAAUCCCGAGAGCGUAAUGGACUUGGGAAGCGCAACAUUGGAUUUUCUUGCCCGAUUCCGCGCAGAGACGGCGUAAGAUAAUUUCGGCAUAAAACCAUUAGGUGCUCCUAACCGAGGCCCUAACUCGAGUAUCCAACUCGGAGGGUCUAAACUCCGUUUCGCGAGUCUCCGUUGGGCGAAACCGAGCAACCAUGUUUUGUUCUCCAGUCUUACGUGCAGAGUUGCAUUUUGGUCUUGUAAUCGGGUCAAGGGGAUCCGCAAGUACGGAAGAGAGUCGACAAUUAUUCCGACGUUCGGGCGAUUUCGCGCAAUGUCGACGUUUUCCGACGAAAGUACACGAUCAAUGGGAUGAAAACGCGCAAAUGGGCAAAUUUAAACAUACAUGCGAGCAUGUUUCGUUCUCCAGUCUUACGUGCUGCGUUGCGUUUUGGUCCUGCAAUCGGGUCAAGGGGAUCCGCAAGUACGAAAGAGAAUCCACAAUUAUUCCCAGGUUCGGGCGAUUACGCGCAAUGUCGACGUUUCCCGGCGAAAGUACACUACCAAUGGGAUGGAAACGCGCAAGUGGGCAAAUUGAAACUUGGGCGAAAUUGUGCAUCCAUGUUUCGUUCUCCAGUCUUGAUGUGUUGCGUUUCGGGUCAAGGGGAUUCGCAAGUACGGAAGAGAAUCGACAAUUAUUCCCACGUUCGGGCGAUUACGCGCAAUGUCGACGUUUCCCGGCGAAAGUACACUACUAAUGGAAUGGAAACGCGCAAGUGGGCAGAUUGAAACUUGCGCGAAAUCGAGCAACCAUGUUUUGUUCUCCAGUCUUACUUGACGAGUUGUGUUUCGGGUCAAGGGGAUCCGCAAGUACGGAAGAGAGUCGGCAAUUAUUCCCACGUUCGGGCGAUUACGCGCAAUGUCGACGUUUCCCGGUGGAAGUACACCGUCGACCAGAGACCGAUGGGAUGAAAACGAGCAAGUGGGCAAAUUUAAACUGAAUUAUUCGAAUCGAUGGCGCGUCAACCACUGUGGGAACAACGGUUGAAAUGAAUUCGUACUCCACAGCCGCCUCAAUUACUCGUUUAAUUAACCGAGGAGAAGAUGGAUGUUCAUUGGGUCGGUCAGUUCCGUUUAUACCCGCCAAUUUGUUUAAACGUUAAUAUAGCCGUUGAUGGUCAGAAAUGGCUCUCACGGUCGAUGAUUUUCGGCCAAUCUGCGAAACGCGAGUUCCAUCUGAUGAGACUCUUGCUACGUCUGCAUUGAGUUAGAAAUCCGUGGGCCUCGAUCCAAAGGGAAUCCUUGAAAUAUUUUUCCCAGGCCUCGGCAUUUCCAUUUCUGCGAUAACGCGGCGAAACUAUGGAGCGAGCCCAAAACGAUUCUACGACGCGUUUUGCUCGAGAUUUUCGCGAGUGGAAUCGUUUUUCCGCGGAUUUUUCUCGGCGCCGACUCUUUCACCCUAUGGGAUAUUUUGUACCACAGAAAAAAGUGUUAUUUUACUAAAAUCUUGUAUAUACGAUACUGCAUGAUAUAGUUGUCUUAGAUCUGUAAAAAUGCGGCGUGGCCGCCGGUCGUAGGAAAUCAUUUUGGAAUUUUAUUCUUCCAUACAUCGUAACAUCCGACGUUUUAUUUCCCGUCAUGAUAUACGAGCGUCCCGUCUUUGAAGGUACUUUUGGAAAAUACGCAAGGGAGCGCACUGUAUUUACUGGUAAACGUUGUCCUGUCCUUUUGAAUACCGAAUAAACCACUCUCUUGUAUAUAA
Molecule: messenger RNA, 4600 nt
Organism: Orussus abietinus
Lineage: Eukaryota; Metazoa; Arthropoda; Insecta; Hymenoptera; Orussidae
Exons: 15
Coding region: 1-2403 (800 amino acids)
Biological process (GO): signal transduction
Source: RefSeq, a predicted model, not a curated record